GUGGUGCAUGCUGGGUAAUACUUAGAAAUAGAGCAGGAUCUAUAGCUCACACUUUCACACUCACACAGACAUAGAGAGCGGGAUUUGAGCGGGUCUCCCGUGACGCCGGUGCGCGGGAUGCGCUCGUGACGAUGGGACUCUUCACUCCGGUCUCGUGAGGUGUGAGCUCUCGGCUGUGUUUCUGCUCAAGGCCCCAUGGAGCCUGACGUGAUACACAUGUACUCCUCCUCUCCGCCCCCGAUGGAGGAUGGCAUCGAGGACGAGGACGAGGAUUUCAGCGACUUCACCGGUGUCCCGAACAGCACCAGCUUUUCUGAGUUCGACACUCCAACCACAUUCAACCAGUCUCAGGCUUUGAACGCCACUUCGCCGCCGGAGUUGCUGAGCAACGGAAGGAUCGUGGGGCUGUCCGCUCAACCCGCAGGGUCUACGAAAGCCAACGGCAUGACCCCUGGCUCCAGCCAGACCUCCACACCCAAUGGCAGAACAGUUAGCGUAGAGGAACUCAAAAAGUUCAGUGAGCACCAAGCUCACAUCGCAUCCCUGGAGUUCACAACAGGCUCUCGGACUGACAGUGAUGUCAUUGACUGCAAUGGCACCGCUGAAGUGCUCACCAACGGGUUUGCAACAUUACACCAAGGUGGAAGCCCGGCCACACCACACAAAACCAACGAAUUUGAUAUCAGUCCAGAUGAUUUUGCAGAUUUCUCUGCCUUUUCUUAUGCUGAACACAACCAGCCUUCAGAGACAGACUGGGAACAUUCGAAUCAAGGAUGCAUACCGCCACAGAAUGAUGCUAGCGACAGCGUUGAAGAGCGAGGCACUAGUUUAGAAGACAAUAGCAGGGACUCGAGAAACACAGGGUUUGGGUUCUUUUCUGGAAACUCUGAAAGUCUCAGCAACGGUGACUGGGGUUUCCAUGAAGGGUCGGAUUUAGAUCGAAGGGAGCUAGAAGCUGAUACUGCUGAAGUCGUUAGCACAGUGCAACCGCUAGCCCUUAAUGGUGUCACUUUUAGUGAAACCGAUGAGAACAGGGGGUCGCCCGACUCUAUUGGGGAUAAGUCUAGUGGCAAGCAAUCAGAUGAGAAAGGCUCAGAGAAUGAGACUUUAGAAAUGGAGACGGAAACGGAGACUUCCUUUGGUCGGCCGCUAUCAACAGACGCGCUCGAAGAAUUCGGCGACUUUAGCAUGACAGGAUCUGUACCCUCGCCUCCGCUUCAGGAGGAGACGGCCACUCCGGCCGACCACAGCCAGCUGGCCGAGGAUGACUAUGAGGAUUUUGGAGAUUUUGGUGACUUUGGAGAUGCCAGCUCGUUUAGCGCGACUGGAUUUGCUGAUUUUGACCAGAGUACCCCUCCGGGGGCAGAGGAUGAUGAAUUUGGUGAUUUUGACACAUCAAAAGAACCUAGUAAAACAGAGUUGGAGGGUGAGGAGGCAACAACGUUUGCGGAUUUUCCUGGAAGUGACAGUUUCGCAGAUUUUAGCUCUGCGCAGGUGGGCGAUAACGAAGGAUGGCAGGCCUUCUCUGAGCCGGAUCAGAGCCAGAAGGAAGGAGAAUCGUGGGCAAUGUUUGAUGCAUCGGCUACAGAAGAAAACAGAGAUGAUUGGCAGGAAAGCCAACCGGUUACAGCACCCCCUACUGCUGCGGAGGAGCACAAAAGUUGUACAAUGUCUGCACUGCUCAGCCGUUUGGAGAAGCUUUUCCAGGCCAGUUUCGAGCUGGUGGUCGCCCCUCCGGUGGAGGAACAGGUGACCACGCUCGACACCUUCCUCAAACCUCCUGACAACUCACAACAGGAAGAAGCUGACAGAGGGCCGACCAAUGGGGCACUGCGGGACGUAUGGCAGCAGUUGCAGGAUGUUCAUAAUGCCUACGGCCUCCGGUACCAGUGGGGCGGCUCUCACACCAAUAAAGCACUGCUCUGCUCGCUUGGUAUCGACACCAGAAACAUCCUGUUCACGGGCCAGAAAAAGCAGCCUGUAAUUGUGCCAAUGUAUGCUGCCAGUCUGGGGAUGCUGGAACCCACGAAAGAGCCGGUGAAGCCGGUCUCCGCCGCUGAAAUGAUCGCCUCAAUCGCAAAAUCUCCUUCAGUCUCCACGGAGCUGAACACCUGUCCACCUGACACUGCCCAGGAGUCUCUUCCUCCCGUUCAGUUUGACUGGAGCAGCAGUGGCCUUACAAACCCUCUGGACGCGAGUGGAGGCUCCUCUCUGCUCAACCUCGAUUUUUUCGGCCCUGUGGACGAGUCGCCCUCCGGCACGGCCACAUCCAUACCAGGUGUGGACCCGGAGCUGUACGAGUUGACCCAGGCGAAGCUGGACGUCAGCGGAGGCAGCAGUAGAGUCGUGGAUGCGUUCGCUCGCCUCAUGUCCACCGUGGAGAAGACCAGCACCUCCACCAGCAGAAAGCCUGUGCAGAAGGAGGAGAAUCUGAGUGAAGAGGCUCGGCGAGUGAUCUCAGGUCUGCCGGAUCUGUCCUUCAUGCAGGCUAAAGUCCUCAUGUUCCCCUCCACACUGACUCCUCUCCUCCCCUCCUCCUCCUCGCCCUGUCCCACGCCCGACUGAUGCGGUCCUCUCCUCCUGCCGUUUCACCUCUCUUUCUCUGUGUAACGCUCUCCAGCUUUUCACGAAACGGACAGUAAUGAUUUUAAUUUCAUCCUUUUGGUUGUCUAGUUCCUGUGUGUCAUGUUCCCGGGCGUUUUUAAGUUAAAAAACAUUGUCUACAUUAGAGAGAGUGGAUAAGAUAAUCGACUAAUGAUUGAUCGCUUUAGAGGAGAAAAGACUAGUUAAUUUUAUUAGUAGGAUGAGAGUAGAAAAAGAGUUUGUGUUUAUAUUAGAGCCAAUCUGUAUAUAAUCAGGGAUGAUUUCCUUUCGAGUAUUCUUCACAGUUAAGAUAGUCUGUAUGAGGGAGAACGAGGCACUUUGUUAUUUUCAGGUCGUUUGUUUUUAUGAAACACUGGCUUAAACGUCCUUCAAUGGCACAAAUGAUGAUGUGAAUGAUCUGAUUUGUAUGUAGAUACAUAAAUGCGUAGUUAUAUCGACUUGAAACCAAACCGCCUGCAAAACUUUCUUUUAGAUUUUGAGUAACAAAGGCCUUAGUUUUUUAUCAUUUUGGCUAUUACAAUCAAUAUUGUUAUUACUUGUAGGUUUUAGGUUAUUUGAUUUCGCACAGGCGCACAUUAGUGAACACUUUAUCAUUUUGUUGUGCAAAUAGUUUAACAAUUAACUCGCUUUCCAUACUGACAGACAGCAACUAUAGAAACCACAUCUCUGCAUUCGCUGCUCUUGUUUUUCAGUUGUCAUUUUUUUAUUAUUGUUUUUUUAAUGUAGGUUGAAACCACUGGCUUUGAACUAUAUUGUAGUGAAGGAAUUGUUGAAUGAAUGAUCAACUUGAAUAUAUAAAUAUAUGUAUCAAGAAUAAGGGACCAAUAUCUGCUGUAUCGGUUUGCUCAUUUACCUGUUAUCAUUGUGUUUUGGUCAUUCUGUAUCAGUGUUUUAUUUACUCUGAUAAAUCUUAAGUGACUCUUU
Molecule: messenger RNA, 3528 nt
Organism: Carassius carassius (crucian carp)
Lineage: Eukaryota; Metazoa; Chordata; Actinopteri; Cypriniformes; Cyprinidae
Product: aftiphilin-like
Exons: 10
Coding region: 196-2565 (789 amino acids)
Biological process (GO): intracellular transport
Cellular component (GO): trans-Golgi network membrane; AP-1 adaptor complex
Molecular function (GO): clathrin binding
Source: RefSeq, a predicted model, not a curated record